AUGCGUUUCCAGAGCCUCGCCCUCUCCCUCUUCGCCACGUCAGCAGUGACGGCUGCCAUUGUUCCUCAGGAAGCGGUCGCAGCAGCCGCAGCAGGAGUGGAAGAGCGGGAUGUGCCGUGCGGAUGCCUGCCCGACUACGUCGGCAACAGUUAUGGCUGCAACAGCCCGUUCCCCGGUCAAAACUACUGUCAGCUGAGGGGUGUUGCUGGCGACUACCCGAGGUGUCUCGCGUUCCCCUCCGGAGGCGGCUCGGCCAAAUGCUGCACUGCCUGCAGUGCCCGCUGCCCUUGCUGA
Molecule: messenger RNA, 294 nt
Organism: Colletotrichum higginsianum IMI 349063
Lineage: Eukaryota; Fungi; Ascomycota; Sordariomycetes; Glomerellales; Glomerellaceae
Exons: 2
Coding region: 1-294 (97 amino acids)
Source: RefSeq, a predicted model, not a curated record